Messenger RNA from Salmo salar (Atlantic salmon), 7018 nucleotides. Lineage: Eukaryota; Metazoa; Chordata; Actinopteri; Salmoniformes; Salmonidae. The record is from RefSeq and is a predicted model, not a curated record.
AUGUCAACCGCGGGAAGCUCGACAUUCAGUCCUCUUCUCUCUGAAGCAACUCUCCCUCGCAGUGUUCUACAUAAUUACACAGCCCGCGAUGCCUCUUCAGAGUACUGCGGCUGUCUGAAUGGGGGCUGGUGUCAGGAGGGGGGGGUGUGUGACUGUGCACAGUUCCAGGCCCUCGGAGACCGCUGCCAGAUCAUUCCUAACCAGGGCCAGGACAGAGAUGGGAUCUGCAGGUCUUGGGGUCAGUACCACUAUGAGACGUUCGAUGGCAGCUACUUCUACUACCCUGGGACCUGCUCCUACAUACUGUCCCAGGACUGCCGCUCAGCCACACCACAGUACACAGUGUGGGUCCAUAACAGCCGUGUGUGUGAGGGCAGUGUGUACUCCUGUCCCAGGGCUCUCAGUCUCUUCUUCCCCAACGAGGAGGAGAUCCACAUCUCUGGAUACCAAGUCCACCAGGGGGUCGCAGGGGCGCCGCUGAGCCUACCCCAGACAAUAGGAGGUGUGUUUAUAGAGCGUCUGGCUGACUACCUGUUGGUGAAGAGCGUUUUUGGCUUCUCUCUGGCGUGGGAUGGGGGGAGCGGAGUAUAUCUGAAGAUGUCUGAACAGCACCACGGCACCCCCUGUGGCCUUUGUGGGAACUACAACAACCUGCCCAAUGAUGACCUCACCACAGCCCGCGGCGUGCAGACAGAGGAGCCAGCAGUGUUUGCUAACAGCUGGUCAGUCGAUCUGCCCCAUGAGAGAGGCUGCCCUCUAGUGGACAUAGACUUCACUGGACCCUGUCACUCUGAGUCUGACAUGGACGAUGCCAUAGAGAAGUGCAGUGCUCUCCUGUUCUUCCCCUUCCUGUCCUGUCAUGAGAACAUCGACCCAAACCCCUACGUGGCUAGCUGUGUCUCCGACCUCUGUGUGUCAGAUGAGGAGGAGACGUUUUGCCGUGCGCUGGUGGAGUACGCACGAGCCUGCAGCCAUGUAGGAUACCCUGUACGAGAAUGGAGAGACAGCUUCCCAUCCUGCAAUGAUGGCUGUGAGGAGAGUUUUGUCCAUAGAGACUGUAUCAGCUGCUGCCCUCCCACCUGUACCUUUGAUAAGGAGUGUCUAGGAACUAACCUGCACUGUCUGGAUGGAUGCUACUGCCCUGAUGGGUUGAUUCUGCAGAAUGGGACUUGUAUCGCUGUGUCUCAGUGUCCUUGUGUCUACCACGGCACCUCAUACACACAGGGAUACACUCUGGAGCAGGGCUGCAGCGUCUGUGUGUGUAUGGGCGGAGUGUGGAACUGCACGGACAACAACUGUACAGAUGUAGUUGAGGUACGGAGGUUAACGUCAGUGUUCGUCCAGCUGAGGACGUUGUUUGGCCUGCGUCUGCAAUAUGACGGGCGUGGUGGGCGUGUCUAUCUACAGCUGGACAGCCAAUGGCGUAGCAACACGCUGGGCCUUUGUGGAACCUUCAACGGAAACCUGCGGGAUGACUUCCUGUCUCCAGCAGGGAUGAUAGAGGGGACUCCCCAGCUCCAUGCUAACUCCUGGAGAGUCUCAUCUGCUUGCACCGCCCCCGUCAACCAGCCCAUCAUUGACCCCUGUGAGAUAAAUCAGCACAACGGUAACCUCUUGUUCUACGCCUCUCUGUGUGAGGUGUUGUUGGGCAGUGUGUUCUCUCCAUGCCAUGGUUACGUCAGUUCCAGUGUGUACCAGCAGCAGUGUCGCUACCAGGCCUGUCGCUGUGGUAACGCCUGUCUGUGUACGGCCCUGGCCCACUAUGCCUAUCUCUGCUCCAAACACAAUGUCACUGUCAACUACAGUGCCCACGUCUCAGAGUGUGGGAUGGUGUGUUUGGGUGGGAUGCUGUACCAGUCCUGUGUGUCGUACUGCGGUGGGUCCUGCCGCUCCCUCUCCAGUGGAGAGACCUGUAACCAUGACGACUGUGCUGAGGGGUGUGGCUGCUCCGAGGGCAGUUACUACGAUGACGUACGACAACGCUGCGUUCAGCCGUCACAGUGUCAUUGUUACUCUAUCGGAGGGGUGUCCCAGCCAGGGGAGGUAUCCUUCAGCGCCGCAGGCCCUUGCCUGUGCAGGAAUGGAAGGAUGGAGUGUGUACCAGAAGAAAGAGAGCCGGAGCGAGGCCGGUGUCCAGGGGGAAAGGUGUUCCACAGCUGCUCUCAGCCCCAGGGGUUCCACGGGUUCCAGGGGGCGCCGGCCUGGCGAGGAGGUGUGGCCUGUGAACUCACCUGUCGGAACCUGAUGUUGAAUCUGACCUGUCCUCCCACCACACCCUGUAUACCUGGCUGUGUCUGCCCACAAGGGCUGGUGCUGCACCGUGGGGAGUGUUACUACCCAGAAAACUGUCCCUGUGUCUGGCUGGGCCUGGAGUAUCUGCCAGGAGAGACCGUCGACACCCCCUGUUACAGAUGUGACAGACACUACCACACCUUCGACGGCCUGGAGUACGACUACCACUCAGACUGUCAGGUCUACCUACUCAAGAGUAUAGAUGGUGAGGUGUCCAUCGUGGCCCAGAAUAAGGAUUGUUAUCAGAGUGGGAUCAUCUGUAUGAAGAUGCUGGUCAUCCAUGUUGGAUUCACCAAGAUCUACUUCAACGACAACUCAGGCCAGCCUAGUCCAUCCAGUGUGGUCGGUAAGGGCUCUGAAUUUGAGCUGUGGUCAGCAGGCUACUACACAGCAAUCCACUUCCCCUACCAGAACCUAACCAUUCUCUGGGACCGCAAGACAACCGUACACAUCAGAGUUGGACCACAUUGGAAGGGUCUCCUGAGUGGUCUGUGUGGGAACUUUGACAGUGUGACAGUGAAUGACAUGACCACAUCCAGUCACAUGGAGGUCAGCAAUGCUCAGGGCUUCGGAGACAGCUGGGCCCUGGGACAGUGUGAGAGUGACUAUGUGGUGAAGAGAGCGUGUGAAGGAGACCUGGGUAGACAGCCGUACGCCAAGAGAGAGUGUGCUCUACUCUACAGUGAUGUCUUUACUCCCUGUCACAAUGUGGUGGAUGUCUCAUGGUUCUAUACGAACUGCUUGACAGACACUUGUAACUGUAAUCGAGGCGGAGACUGUGAGUGUCUGUGUACGUCCAUCGCUGCCUAUGCACACACCUGCUGUCAACACGGUGUUACUGUGGUCUGGAGAAACCCCUCUGUCUGUCCCUAUGACUGUGAAUACUACAACCAAGAGUUAGGUGAAGGUCCAUUCUCAGUGGUCAGUGCUGUGUUUAAUGCUACAGUCUUCGGUGUGAACAGAACCAGUGGGUCAGUGUUUCCUCUAGUUAGGGAGUUCGUAGGUGGGCUGCCUCCCCCUGGACUACUCUUUAACUUCAUGAUCACAGCAGGACUACAGAAGGACCGCACAUCACGUCUCCCGGUGAUCUCUCUGGAGUCAGCGGAGCGUCCUAACUACUUCCUGGUUGUUUCGGACCGCGCUGGGCUGCGGUUGGAGCAGUGGACAAGAGGGGAGAAGUUUGGCCGCAGGGCUUCCUUCCUACAGCACCAGGGGCUGUUCCUGCCUGGCCACACCUCCUUAGAGCUGAUUGGUCAGCCGGGAGUGUUCCUGACUCUGACACGCACGUCUGCACGCGCUCAGAGAUACGACAACUCAGACAACUUCAAGACCAGCAGCUCCUUUACCCUGGAGGGUUACGACCUCACCGCCACACGCUGCCACUUCCUGCCCCCGGUGGAGGGCUGUUUCCCUCGCUGCCCCAAAAACCUGGUUCUUGAUGAGGUCACCAGGAGAUGUGUCUACACAGAGGACUCCCCGUACUCCUACCGUGUAGAUGAGUGUACAGAGCUGAUCUGUUUUAAUGGGGAGCUGCUCCUCCAUAACUCCUCCCUCCACUGUCGGUACAACACCACUCCUCCUCGCUGCUCUCUGCUGGGCAUGGCUGUCCUCACCAACACCGACCCUUGCUGCCCGCUCUGGCAGUGCCCCUGUCGCUGCUCGGUGAUGUCAGACCUGCGUGUGAUAACGUUUGACGGUAACAACGUGGCGCUGUAUGAUAAUGGCUCCUACAUCCUGGUCUACCUGCCCAGAGAGAACAUCAUAGGAACAGUGGAUAAAUGCCCUACCAGCCAGAGCGUCAACUCCAUCAGACGACCGAGCCCUAGUGGUGGGACGUCAGGUUUGUGUUUUAAGAAGUUGAACAUCACUACUCCGUCCUACAGGAUUAUCAUCAACCGCCUAGACCGCAAGGUGUCAGUGAACCACAUCAAAGCACGGCUGCCAUUCUCCCGCAAGGCCUUGUCAGUAGAGGACACAGGCAGUAUGUACCUGAUCACCACUCCUGGAGGAGUCAAUAUACAGUGGUACCACAGCACUGGAAUCAUGGUGCUGCAAUACACCACCCCCUCCAAUACAUCUGCUCCUACUAGAGGCCUCUGUGGGUGUUGUGACGGGAACCCGGCGGAUGACCUGAAGCUGCCUAACGGUACGGUGGUGAGGGAGGUGGCAGACCUGGGUCUGUUCCUGCAGGCCUGGAGGGUCCAAACCUCAGAGGACACAGAACACACACGACGCAUCGGAGACAACUGUACCACUGGAGACUGCUCUACCUGUCUCUCCAUGCUCAGACAGAGACCCUUCACUCCCUGCCACAGCAAGGUCUCUCCAGAACAGUUCUGUGAUGUGAUGUGGGCAGGCGACCUUCACUAUAAGGCCCACCAGUGUGACUUCCUGGCAGCCUACGUAGCUGUCUGCUACACUUACCAAGUCUGCAUCACCUGGAGACGACACAACUUCUGUCCAUUGAGGUGUCCCCCAGGUAGGGAGUACCAGGCGUGUGUGUCGACCUGUACCACCCGGACCUGUCAGAACAGAGAGUUCUAUGAGGAGACCACCUGCUCCCACAUCAGAGAGGAGUGUGUGUGUCGCUCUGGAACCAUCCUGCACCGAGCAGACUCCUCUUACUGCGUCACAGAGGAGCAGUGUGUGUGCACUGAUAACGAGGGGUCUCCGCGGGCCCCUGGGGAGGUGUGGAACGGGUCAUUGCGUAGCUGCUGUCUGUUCCGCUGCCUGGAGAACGGUUCUGUGGUGGCAGUAGAACCUGACUGUAGCAUUAGUCCCACUCUGCUGUGUGAGAGGGAGGGAGAGUACGUACUGGAUGUCCUGGAGGAGGGGGCUUGCUGCCCCAAGAAGAUCUGUGAAUGUAAUCUGACCAUCUGUGAGAGUGAGGCUCCGCCCUGUGAGAAUGGGAACCGGCUGGUAAUUGGUUACAGUGCCCUGUCCUGCUGCCCAGAGUACCGUUGUGAGUGCGACCCCCAUGCCUGUCCCCUCACCGCCCCUGACUGUAGAGAAGAUCAGUUCCUAGUGGAGGUUCGUGAGGACAACUCCUGCUGUUACUCCUUCCUGUGUGUGUGUGAGUCGUGUAUCGAGCCCGUGCCGUCCUGUUCUUAUGGAGAGAUACUGGCUGUGGAUCAGAACACCACCCACAGCUGCUGCCCUCAAUACCACUGUGUGUGUGACGUGAACCUGUGUCCUGAGUCGUCUCUGAGCUGUUCUCCUGGUCUGUCUCUGAUCCAAACAACCCUACCUGGACACUGCUGCCCCGACCGUCACUGUGAGUGCCAGUGUGAGGACAGCUCUCUCCCAGUCUGUCAGGUGGGGGAGGUACAGGUGGAGGUCGCAGACAGCAGAAGCACCUGUGGCUGCCUCCUCUACACCUGCAAGAAGGCAGAGGUGUGUGUGUUCCAGGGAGUCACGGUGCUGGGUCCGGGCCAGAGCCUGAUUCAGUACUAUGAAGGAGAGCUGUGUUACACCGUCCAUUGUCUGACACAUCGUGACACACACACUGGAUACUAUGCCAUGGACGUGUCCGCUGUCAACUGCUCUCAGAAGUGUGGCCAGCACCAGCUGUACGUAGCAUCAUCAGAUCCUCAGGUGUGCUGUGGCUCCUGUAAGAAUGUCUCCUGUUCUUUCAACAACGACAACGGAACCACUGAGCUCUUCACUGCAGGGAGCUCCUGGGUGGAUAACUGUAUGCGGUAUGAUUGUGUGGAGACGACAGUGGGAACUGUGAUGCUGGCCUCAGGGGUGGUCUGCCCCCCCUUCAACGACACAGAGUGCACUCAGAAUGGGGGCGUGGUCCAGAGCUAUGUGGAUGGCUGCUGCAGGACGUGUAAGGAGGACGGUAAGACGUGUAAGCGUGUGGCAAUCCGAACCACCAUCAGAAAAGACGACUGCAGGAGCAACGCACCGGUGACAGUGUUUUCAUGUGAUGGGAAAUGUCCGUCUGCCACCAUCUUUAACUUCAACAUCAACAGCCACGCCCGCUUCUGUAAGUGCUGCAGGGAGAGUGGACUACAAACCCGCUCCGUCACCCUGUACUGCUCACACAACGCUACCCUGGUGGCCUACAGCUUCCAGGAGCCUGUUGACUGCUCCUGCCAAUGGAACUAGAGAGAGAACGAAGCUAGUCAGUGUGAGCUCCAGUAUGGCGUUCAAUAGGAGGGAUGGAAGAUGGAACAGAGGUUAGAGGUCAGAGGUCAGAGCAGACAGGUCAAGCGUCCAGGUAGGCGAGUUCUUUAGUCUUCCUUCAGUGUGUUGUGGAGGGCUGUAUUCUGACCUGUUAUAGUGACCCUGUCGUUCCAGAUGUGUAGUGGUGUAACCUGUUCCUACUAUACUAUGAGAACACUAGUCCUAUCUGUACUGCUGUAGCCUGCUCCUCUCGGACUUUAUCAUGUUUAGAUCAAUUGGUCCGAGCUGACAGGACCGCUGCUGCUGCUUUAGUAUGGAUCUAGUGCUCUCUUGAUGACUGACAUGUUUUAAAUGCCGAUCAAAUUUCUUUUUUUUUCUUUUUUACAAGUGUAAAGCUUUUAUACAAAAAUAUUUCUAUUUAACUCAAUCAAUUAUUUAGUAAGGUGAUAAUCCACCUAAGCAUCUGAUGGUAGAUGAUCCAUAUUUCAACAGAACACUGUAUUUGUUGUGUUGUUUAAUGUGAAGCAUGGGCCAGUAAUCAGUAUGUGCUGAUGCCAUCAGAUAGACUAGAGUCUCUAGUCAUACAGAACCUCUC